AACAAGAUGGAGUUCAAAGCUCGUCUUUGUCUUGUCUUUUUGCUCUCGUUCGCUCUCGUUAGCUCAGCUCAAAUCAUGUCCGAUUCAGUUUCAGGAAAACAAGCAACUGAGAUUGUGAUAAACGACUACUCUGAUCCUGGUAAAAAUCCUACUCUUAGUCCAGUGGUGCCGAAGCAAUUUCCUCCUCCACCACCAGAUUUUAAAGCUUUUGUGAUAAACGACUAUUCUGAUCCCGGUAAAAAUCCUACUCUUAGUCCAGUGGUGCCGAAGCAAUUUCCUCCUCCACCACCAGAUUUUAAAGCUUUUGUGAUGAACGACUAUUCUGAUCCCGGUAAAAAUCCUACUCUUAGUCCAGUGGUGCCGAAGCAAUUUCCUCCUCCACCACCAGAUUUUAAAGCUUUUGUGAUAAAUGACUAUUCCGAUCCCGGUAAAAACCCUACUCUUGGUCCAGUGGUGUCGAAGCAAUUUCCUCCACCACCACCUGAUUUUAAAGCUUUUGUUGUUGCCAAUGACCACAUUAACACGGAGCCCUAA
Cucurbita maxima (winter squash) is the source of this 534-nucleotide messenger RNA. Its product is annotated as extensin-like. Lineage: Eukaryota; Viridiplantae; Streptophyta; Magnoliopsida; Cucurbitales; Cucurbitaceae. Bases 7 to 534 code for a protein of 175 amino acids. The record is from RefSeq and is a predicted model, not a curated record. The transcript is spliced from 3 exons.